Leishmania braziliensis MHOM/BR/75/M2904 is the source of this 1146-nucleotide messenger RNA. Its product is annotated as beta-ketoacyl-CoA synthase. The record is from RefSeq and is a predicted model, not a curated record. NCBI's taxonomy places the organism in Eukaryota, Euglenozoa, Kinetoplastea, Trypanosomatida, Trypanosomatidae. Gene Ontology annotation, biological process: fatty acid elongation, saturated fatty acid; very long-chain fatty acid biosynthetic process; fatty acid elongation, monounsaturated fatty acid. Gene Ontology annotation, molecular function: fatty acid elongase activity. The transcript has a single exon. Gene Ontology annotation, cellular component: endoplasmic reticulum membrane. The coding region runs from base 1 to 1146 and encodes 381 amino acids.
AUGGAGAUGCUGCAGGCGGCAUGGGACUGGGUAAGCUACUACCCGCGCAACUUUAAGCCGGAACAUGGUCGUGACUUCCUUGACCGGUACCCCGACUACCCCGUGUACUCCACAAUUGCGUUUCUGCUCAUCGUCUUCUACCUGCCGGCCUACAUCGAGCGGCACAGCAUCCGGCUAAGGAUCCGCUACCUUGUGGCCGCGUGGAAUCUGUCCCUCUCUAUUCUCUCCACCUACGGUACGAUUCAGGUCACCAUGCAAAUGCCAUUCCUUCUGCGCGUGCGCAGCGCACACAACGCAAUGUGCGAGCUGCCUUACGUGAGUGGCCGUAAUGAAGACCUCGUGUCGCGUCGUGCUGCCGUUGUUUACGCGCACCAGCAGGAACUCAUGAAGCGCGGGGUUGUCUUCAAGUGGGAGCGCACGCCGGCUUACAUUCAGCAACGCGAUGCCGAGCGCUUUUACAAUGGACCCGGCACGUUCGCUGUUGCCAUGUUCGCCUACCUCAAGACACCCGAGCUACUCGACACGGUCUUCCUGGUGCUCCAGCGCAAGCCUGUCUCCUUCUUGCAUUGGUACCACCACAUCGUCACCGCUAUCUACGUGUGGCUGUCGUCCUACAUGCCAAUGCCGAGUGGGAUUUUCUUCUGCGCCAUGAACUACUCUGUGCACUCCAUCAUGUACUUCUACUACUUCCUCGUCAUGAUGGGGCUGCGCAGCUCGAUCCGUCCCUUCGCGCCGGUCAUCACGCUGUUGCAAGUGUUGCAGAUGUUCAUUGGCAUGUACAUCACCGUGUACACGUACUUCCAGUACUGGCUGAGUCCCGAGUACACCAACACGCUCUUCUUCAAGUUCUUCGACGUGGUGCUCAGCAAUGCCCACUAUGUCUACCACAACGCGAAGAGCGUCGUGACGACUGGCGCGCUGGCGUCGAAGGUGCCUGCGUUCGACAUGUCUGACCGGUUCUGGGGCUGCGACAGCGACCCGACAAGCAUGCGCAUGGGCAUGCUGAUGUACGGCAGCUACUGCGUGCUGUUCGCGGUGCUGUUCAAGGAACUGUACCUGGACAAGCGCGUACACGCGAACAGCCUCGUGCGCGUGCGCACUGCUAGCGAGAUGAAGCAAGCGGAGGAUGUCAAGAAGAUAGCGUAG